Molecule: messenger RNA, 1735 nt
Organism: Oxyura jamaicensis (ruddy duck)
Lineage: Eukaryota; Metazoa; Chordata; Aves; Anseriformes; Anatidae
Gene: PMPCA
Product: peptidase, mitochondrial processing subunit alpha
Cellular component (GO): mitochondrion
Molecular function (GO): metal ion binding; metalloendopeptidase activity
Source: RefSeq, a predicted model, not a curated record
GCGCCGGGCGGAAGGGGGAAGCUCGGCGGGGACGGCAAGAUGGCGGCCGCCAUGGCGUGGCUGAGGCGCGGAGCGUGGGGCCCGGCCCGGCGGUGCGGCCGGAGCUACAGCGCGGGCGGCGCUCCCCCCGGCGUGCCGCUGAGCUGCCCGCUGCCCGGCGUGCCCAAGGCGGUGUUCGCCGCCGCAGAGGGCCGGGAGCGCUUCGAGACGCGGGUGACGGCGCUGGAGAACGGGCUGAGGGUGGCCUCGCAGAGGAAGUUCGGGCAGUUCUGCACCGUGGGGCUGCUCAUAAACUCGGGAUCGAGGCACGAAGCGAAGUACCUCAGCGGCAUCUCGCACUUCUUGGAAAAGCUGGCCUUCUCUUCCACAGCUCAGUUUGGCAGCAAAGAUGAAAUUCUCCUCACCUUAGAAAAGCACGGGGGCAUUUGUGACUGUCAGGCUUCAAGGGACACCAUCAUGUACGCUGUUUCUGCUGAUGCCAAGGGCCUGGACACGGUGGUCAACUUGCUGGCGGAUGUGGCGCUGCAGCCCCGGUUAUCAGAUGAAGAAAUUGAGAUGACUCGAAUGGCUAUACGAUUUGAGCUUGAGGACUUGAAUAUGAGACCUGAUCCAGAGCCUCUCCUCACAGAAAUGAUCCAUGCGGCAGCCUACAGAGAAAAUACAGUUGGGCUGAACAGGUUCUGCCCAGUGGAAAACACUAACAAAAUCGACCGGCAAGUCCUGCACUCGUACCUGCGCAACUACUACACGCCCGACAGGAUGGUGCUGGCCGGGGUGGGAAUCGAGCACGAGCAGUUGGUGGAGUGUGCCAAGAAAUACCUGCUUGGCGUGGAGCCGGUGUGGGGCAGCGCGCAGGCCAAGGAUGUGGACAGAUCUGUGGCUCAGUACACGGGAGGCAUUGUCAAGGUUGAAAAAGACAUGUCAGAUGUGAGUCUCGGCCCUACUCCAAUCCCAGAACUUACCCACAUUAUGAUUGGGUUAGAAAGCUGCUCGUUUUUAGAGGAAGACUUCAUUCCCUUUGCAGUAUUAAAUAUGAUGAUGGGAGGCGGUGGCUCCUUUUCAGCUGGCGGGCCUGGCAAAGGCAUGUUCACUCGGCUGUAUCUCAAUGUGCUCAACAGGCACCACUGGAUGUAUAAUGCAACUUCUUACCACCACAGUUAUGAGGAUACAGGUCUCCUGUGCAUACAUGCCAGCGCUGAUCCAAAACAGGUUCGAGAGAUGGUGGAAAUCAUCACAAGAGAAUUCAUCCUGAUGGCAGGAGCAGUCGGAGAGGUAGAACUAGAGCGAGCAAAGACGCAGCUGAAGUCCAUGCUCAUGAUGAACCUCGAGUCUAGGCCCGUUAUCUUUGAAGAUGUGGGACGGCAAGUGUUAGCUACAAACACAAGGAAACUACCUCAUGAGCUCUGCGCCCUGAUCAGUCAGGUGAAAUCUGCUGACAUCAAAAGAGUGGUCACUAAGAUGCUUCAUAAAAAACCAGCUGUGGCUGCACUGGGUGACUUAACAGAUCUGCCCACGUAUGAACACAUCCAAGCAGCACUUUCCAGUAAGGAUGGGCGACUUCCUCGGGUGUACCGGCUCUUUCGAUAAAGCAGCGCAUCCUGCAUGUAUCUGAGAGACUUGCUUUUUUUUUAAUUUUUUUUUUGUUUAUAAUACUGCUGUGACUCCACUCCUUCCCCAGUCUUUCCAGGCAUACCGUGCAAACGUGGAGCUAUGCUACAGCUGAGCAAAGCUGCUU